UUUUAUGAGAAAUUGUUCUAGCAGAAAUUCAACCUGACAUCACUGUGGAUCAGACAUUAACAAGGCGGUGGGCUUUAGUAGUCAACGUGCGUGGUAACAUCAACAAGCAAACAUGGUGAAGAAGAAAGCUGUUAAAAUCAGCAAGGUGAAACGCAACAAUCAAAAACGCACCAAAUUAUCCAAACAAGGAAAAUUGAAGACACGUCGCAACAAGAAAGCAGAACCUAAAUCUCAACCUAAACCAGUGAAACAUGGGGAAGCAGAUGAAGAUCAGAGCGAUCAUGGAGAAGACAUGUUGGACAUGGUGGAAGGAGAUGACCUAUUAUACCUCAAACAAGCUAUUUCCCAGCGCAGUUAUCAGUUACUCAGGAAGAUUCGUGCUCCUGGGGGUGAUCAAGAGAGGGGACCACGUAAAAGGCGCAAGGGUGGUAAUAGUGAAGACACUGAUGACAUUGAACAGUUAUAUGAAAAUGAAUCUGGUAUCCAAGACUCUGGGCCUAAACGCACUAGAGUAAUGCUACCGAUCAAAACUUCUAAGGGAUUAGUAACCAGAGUUAUAGAGGAGGAUGUGGACUAUGAAGCGGAGGCUCAGAAAAAGAAAAAACUCGAAGAGAUGACAGUUAUGGAGAAAGAUGCCGAAAGUGAGAAAGAAAGUGAAGAUGAAACAGAGUCAAUACACAGUGCACCCCAUCAUUUGAACACCGAAAAGCCCAUUACCACAGCCCAACUUCUUGCAUGCAGACAAGAAGUCCUCCAGCAGCGGAAGUUCCGUAUUGGUAUUUUGUGUAGUGGUCUUCUAGAAAAUCCUGAGGGCAGAAUGAAGAGUUUUAAACCACUUUUGGAUUUUAUGGAGGAGCCCAACCCAGAAGUUAAGAUAACUGUUAGGAAGUUGGCAACUGUCUCUCUGCUUGAGGUGUUCAAGGAUCUUUUGCCAUCCUACUACAUAAAAGUACUGGAUGUGGAAAAUGUAAUUUUAAAAAAGGCUACCUUACAACUGAGGAGGUUUGAGCAAGAUCUGUUAAAGAACUACAAAUUGUAUCUCACUAAAUUGGAAAAAUUGGCAUCUUGUCUUAUGCGCAGAAAGGGUGACACCAGAAAGUUUUCACAGCAAGAAGUACAAUUGGGAGAAGUUGCCGUACAAUGCAUGGCAGAUCUCUUAGUUACCCAUCCAUACUUUAAUUAUUCUGUGAAUUUAUCUCAGUAUCUUGUCACAUUUCUGGACAACCAUUCUCCUACAGUUCGUGAUAUAUCAAAAGUUGCAAUCAAGAAACUUUUUAAGGACGAUAAGCGUGGGGAAAUUUCAUUAGAGAUUGUCAGGCGCAUUAAUGGAUUAGUUAAAAAGCGUGAGCAUAAUGUUCAUGCUGAUGUCCUGGAGGUCCUUCUUUAUCUUAGAAUCAAGGAUGUUAAUCUUGACAAAGAGAAAGAAGAUGAACUGCAGCAAAAAAAAUUUAAAGGACGCAAAAUGAAACUUCUUAGCAUGUCAAAAAAAGAAAGAAAGAGGGAUAAAAAACUAAAAGAAUUAGAAGGAGAACUGCAGGAAACGAAGGCUGAAGAAAACAAGCAAAAAAAACAGCAGCACUUAACUGAAGUAGUGAAAGUUGUUUUCAUGAUCUAUUUCCGUAUUUUGAAGCAAGAACCCAACACCAAGCUUUUAUCAGUGACCCUUGAAGGACUUGCAAAGUUUUCACAUUGCAUAAAUUUGGAGUAUUAUCAUGACUUGGUUAAUGUUUUGGACGACCUAAUGGAAACAGGGGAACUUGGAAAUAGAGAACAGCUUCAUAUUGUUCAGACAGUGUUCACUAUUCUGUCUGGACAAGGAGAAAUGCUAACAAUUGACCCAUGCCGUUUUUACACUCACCUCUACCGUAAUUUGCUCAAUGUCCAUGCAGGUAAGUCUCAUCAAGAUGGAUUGAUUUUAGUGAGAGCUAUAGAUGUCAUGUUAAUAAAGAGAAGGAAAAAGGUUUCACAACAAAGAAUCUUGGCAUUCACCAAGCGCUUGGCCACCUUGGCUCUUCAACUUCUACAUAAUGGAUCUUUGUCUUGUCUCGGACAUAUCAAGAGUGUACUACAACUGAACAAAUCAUCAGAUAUUCUGUUAGAUGUUGAUAAAAGUGGAGGCCAAGGUUUGUAUGAUCCAUUUUUAGAAGAACCAGAAUACUGCAAUGCAGGGAAUACUGCUCUUUGGGAAAUGGCUCUUCUCCAUAGACAUUACCAUCCUCUUGUGAGAAAGUUCACAAAUUUUAUCUCAUCUGGAGCACCUGCUACAGGGGUGGGGAGUUUGUCCUUGGAUUUAGCAAAAUUAACUGCAGAAGAUUUAUUCACUCAGUAUGAUGGAUCAACAAUGGCCUUCAAACCCGCAAUUCCACCACCCAAAAAAGUAGAGCCAAAACAGAAGCCAGCAAGGUCAUAUAUUUCUAACACUUCUCUAAAUGAGCAAGUUAAAAGGGUCAUGGAAUCUGGUCCAACAACUGGAAACUUUUUUAAGGCGUUCGAGGAUAGAAAUUAAUGUCUACAUGGUUUCACAAAUAUUUACUUUAUGUAUUUGAAAUAAGAUGAAUUUAUGAGUAAAAUUUCA
Frankliniella occidentalis (western flower thrips) is the source of this 2575-nucleotide messenger RNA. It is a transcript of the gene Noc3, whose product is annotated as nucleolar complex protein 3 homolog. The coding region runs from base 113 to 2506 and encodes 797 amino acids. The transcript has 14 exons. Gene Ontology annotation, molecular function: chromatin binding. Gene Ontology annotation, cellular component: nucleolus. NCBI's taxonomy places the organism in Eukaryota, Metazoa, Arthropoda, Insecta, Thysanoptera, Thripidae. The record is from RefSeq and is a predicted model, not a curated record. Gene Ontology annotation, biological process: DNA replication initiation.